CAGCAACGCGGGAAUUAUUUUCUCUCUAAUCGUGCCCUCCUCUAUUCUUCUUCUUCUUCUUCUUCUUCUUCUUCUUCUUCUUCUUCAAAAUUUUCAUUUCUGUGUCUGCCAUUUUCAAAUGAAAGAAAUGGCGGCUGCUCCAGCUCCAAAUUCUUCCACCAGAACGACGCCGAAUUGGAACAGCUCUUCAAGAAACUCCAUUAAUCAUCACAAUGAUAAUGCUAAUAAUAACAAUAAUAAUACACAAAAUCACCGCUCUGCUGUUCGUUCUAAUAAUAAUAAUAAGGCUACAGCUGCUGCUCCGUCUUCUUCAUUACGCCGUUCCGUUACUCCUACUUCCCGUUCUCAUCUUCACAAUGAUCCCGAUUCAGGAAGGGUGCGAGUUGCGGUGAGAGUGCGGCCAAGAAAUAGUGAGGAUCUCAUUUCAGAUGCUGAUUUUGCUGACUGCAUUGAAUUGCAGCCAGAGAUGAGAAGGUUGAAAUUGAGGAAAAACAACUGGAGUUCUGAAUCUUACAGAUUUGAUGAAGUUUUUACUGAAUCUGCCUCCCAAAAGCGUGUUUAUGAAGCGGUAGCAAAGCCCCUUGUGGAGAGUGUGUUGAAUGGAUAUAAUGCGACAGUUAUGGCCUACGGUCAAACAGGUACUGGAAAAACUUAUACUGUUGGCAGGUUGGGUAAAAAUGACGUGUCUGAGCGUGGGAUUGUGGUUAGAGCUCUAGAGGACAUAAUUACUAAUACCAGCCCUGAUACGGAUGUUGUUGAAGUGUCCUACUUGCAGUUGUAUAUGGAAUCUAUAGAAGAUUUGCUUGCACCGGAAAAGGUUAACAUCCCCAUUAAUGAGGAUCCAAGGACUGGAGAAGUGUCAUUACCUGGUGCUACUAUAGUCAGAGUUAGAGAUCUUGAUACUGUUUUUGAACUACUUCAAACAGCUGAGGCAAAUCGUCACGCGGCUAACACAAAGCAGAACACUGAAUCUUCACGUAGUCAUGCAAUUUUAAUGGUUUAUGUUCGAAGAUCCAUUCAUCAAAAAGUUGAGGAUGAAAUAAUAUAUCGAGACUCAAAAACUGAUUUACCUGAUGGUAAUAGCAUACCUAGAGUUAGAAAAAGCAAGUUGCUUAUUGUGGAUCUUGCUGGAUCUGAGAGAUUGGAUAAAUCUGGCAGUGGAGGUCACUUGCUUGAAGAGGCUAAGUUUAUUAAUCUUUCUCUCACUUCUCUUGGCAAAUGUAUAAAUGCAUUGGCUGAAAACAGUCCACAUAUACCCACAAGAGAUUCUAAGCUUACUAGAUUGCUGCGUGAUUCAUUUGGAGGCUCAGCAAGGACUUCACUUAUAAUAACAAUUGGACCAUUGUCACGACACUAUGCAGAGACAAGCAGUACAAUCAUGUUCGGACAACGGGCAAUGAAAAUUGUAAACAUGGUAAAACUUAAAGAAGAAUUUGAUUACGAAAGUCUAAGUCGGAAGCUUGAGACUCAGGUGGAUCAUCUAAUUGCAGAAUUAGAUAGGGAACAGAAAUUGAGAGAAACUGAAAAGUGCCACUUGGAAAAGAAGCUGAAAAAAUGUCACGACUCUUUUUCUGAAACAAUAAGGAAUCAAGUCACGAGGUCUGAGUUCUUAGAGAAGGAAAAUACUCGGCUAGAGUUGGAGCUGAAAGACAUUUUAGAUGAAUUGGAAAAUCAAAAAGGUCACAAUGAUAUGAUGCAUGAUAAAAUCGAGCGACUAGAAUUGAGGCUGAAAGAAAGCCAGCAAAACAAGCUAGACACUAGAGUACUUGCUGACACGACUCAGAUGUACGAAAGGAAAAUCUCAGAGUUAAACAAGGAGCUUGAAGAUGAACAUGCUCAUUGUCAAAGCACUGAGAAAGAAUUAAAAGCGAUCAUGAAACAGUUGAGUGACAAUCAAAAAUCAAUAAAGCAAUUGGAGAUGGAGAACUCUACAAAUGAGAAAGCACUUAAGGAUGCCACUCAGAUGUAUGAGAAGAAAAUAACGGAGUUAAAUAAGCAGCUAGGAGAUGAGCAUGCUCGCACUGAAAGACUUGACGAACGAUUAGAUAUGACAAAAAAGCUACUAACUGAUAGCCAAAAGUCAAUCAAGCAUCUUGAGGUGGAAAACUCUAAGUACCAGAAAGUCCUUACAGAAACUACACAGCUGUAUGAGAAGAAAAUAGCAGAACUGAUUAAGCAAUUAGAGGAUGAGCAUGUCCGUUUUGAAGGAGUAGAAGAACAACUGAAUCUGACUAAUAAGCUUUUAGGUGAUAGACAAGACUCCAUGCAGGAUCUGGAAGAGAUGGAAGAAAUAAAGGAGAAGUUACAAGAAAUGUAUCAUCUACAUGAUAGUACUUUAAAUGAACUUCAGUCCCUGAAGUCGGAUAACAAUGCUCUGUUACAAGAGAAGGCAACAGCAAAUGAAGAACUUCACGACCUUAAGCGGCGUCUUAUAGUUGAAGAGAAGCAGAGGAAGAGCUUAGAACAUGAGCUCACCAAACUAAAGAAGAGUGUACCUGAAAAUGACAAUGACUUUGAGGACAAGAUAUCAUAUUCGAAGGAAAACAUCAGUAAAUCACACAAGUCAAAUCCAUCAAGGGAGACUCUAUCUGGUCAGAGGCAAACGAUUGCCAAGAUUUGUGAAGAAGUUGGAUUGCAAAAGAUACUACAAUUAUUAUCAUCUGAAGACACUGAUGUCCAAAUCCAUGCAGUAAAAGUAAUUGCCAAUCUUGCUGCUGAAGAUAUUAACCAAGAGAAGAUUGUUGAGGAAGGAGGCUUAGAUGCGUUGCACAUGCUCUUGAAAUCAUCACAAAACGCAACCAUACUUAGGGUGGCUUCUGGGGCCAUUGCUAAUUUGGCUAUGAAUGAAAUGAAUCAAGGGUUAAUUAUGAGCAAAGGUGGGGCAGAACUGCUAGCAAAGACAGCAUCAAAAACAGAUGAUCCACAAACUCUUAGAAUGGUGGCCGGUGCAUUAGCUAAUUUAUGUGGAAAUGAAAGGUUACAUGCGAUGCUGAAAGACGAUGGAGGUAUAAAAGCCCUCUUAGAAAUGGCCAGCUCCAAGAACAAUGAUGUCAUUGCACAAGUUGCAAGAGGAAUGGCUAAUUUUGCGAAAUGUGAAUCCCGAGGCGUUCUUCAAGGACAUAGAAAAGGCCGCUCGCUUCUAAUAGAAGACGGUGCUCUUGAAUGGUUGAUUGCCAACUCUAGCUCUGCUUUAUCUUCAACCAGACGCCACAUUGAACUUGCACUUUGUCAUUUGGCUCAAAACGAAAACAAUGUCAAUGAUUUCAUUUCCGGAGGAGGCUCUAAAGAACUAGUACGAAUAUCAGUUGAAUCCAAUCGAGAAGACAUUCGAAAUCUUGCAAAGAAGACGCUGAAAAUGAGCCCGUCUUUUCAAGCUCAGGUGCAAAUCAGCAGCUGAGGAAAGUAAAUUUUUUGCAGAGGUUAUUUUUCUAAUAUAUGUAGUAGUGAUAAUUUUAUUUAUUAUUUUAAGGUAUUUACAAACAUUUGUUUUCAAUUGGUAUUAUUUUAUCUUAUUUUAUUUUGAGCAUGGAAGCA
Mercurialis annua (annual mercury) is the source of this 3534-nucleotide messenger RNA. RefSeq names its product kinesin-like protein KIN-UC. Lineage: Eukaryota; Viridiplantae; Streptophyta; Magnoliopsida; Malpighiales; Euphorbiaceae. Gene Ontology annotation, biological process: microtubule-based movement; mitotic spindle organization. Gene Ontology annotation, molecular function: ATP binding; microtubule motor activity; microtubule binding. The record is from RefSeq and is a predicted model, not a curated record. Bases 119 to 3397 code for a protein of 1092 amino acids. The transcript has 23 exons.